AUGACCCUUUCUCCAGCUCAAUUAGAAUGUAUCCUCAAUAAACAAUUCCCUAUCGGAUUAGAUUCGGCUGACUCACAUAACAUGUUACAGUUCUCUCAAAUAAAGAAAUGUGCCAGUACAAGUCUCCAAAAGGUAAAUGAUGUAGAUCAGAAUAGUACACAAAGACCACAGGCGACCUUGACAGACUCGAAACUGACAGAAUUUACGAAGAUGGGUCGUGAAGACAAAUUUCCUGAUAAGAAUCCAUAUCCCUUAACAUCCUUCAUUCUAAAUGAACUCUAUGUAAGAAAUUUAGUUGAGAGAGAAACACAAAAGAAAUCAAAAGUUGUAGCGGUUCCAACUACUCAAACAAUUACGGAAAAAAUUGAUACUCACAAAGUGAAAAAUGAACCAUCUAGCCCACAGGUUAUAGCUAAGAAGGAAGCAAAUCAGCUGGAAAGAGAAUCUUGUAAGAGUCAUGACAAAACAAGUGGUCGAGAAAAAGAUAACGACAAUAUCGCAGCGCUUAUUGUUAAGAACACAAGGAAUAAGAAAAAACAAUUCUUGAGUAAAAGAAAGCAAUCAGAGCGUAAAAGAGAGAAGUUGAAAGAGAAAUCUAGCUUUUUUACGUCAUUAGCUUCCUUGUUCAAUUGGGUGUUCGAUGAUACUGAUCUAGAUAUUGAUGAGCCAACUAAACUUCCAGUUGAAGAAACACCAUUUAAGGAUGAAAAGAAAAUUUCUAAGCAUCGUGAUGAAGAGGUUAAGAGUGAAAAGAAAAAUAAGAGAGAUAGUUUCAUUUCUACAAGUUCAACCAAAGUUGCUGGUAUUGAUAUCGAUCCACGAGAUGUCUUAGAAGACACACGCUCACCUUUGGAGAGGGUACAACAGUUAGAAGAAGAAUUAAAGAAAAUUAAGUUACAAAAUGUUGAACUAAUAAAACUUCUUGAAUUUAAUUCAAAUUUGAACAUUAAUGAAAUAAUAUUUGAAAAAAUAGAAGAACUUGAAAUAUCAAAAAGAGAGGAAAAAGAGCGUACAGAAAAAAGGCUAGAAUCCAUUCAAGCUGUUCUAAGAAAUAUGGAAAUGUUUUUGUCUAACCUAAACCUUCCAAAUUUCAAUCAUUAUCCCACUGAAUAUAAGAAUAAGAAUAAACAUAGCAAUAAAAAUGGUAAACGUAUCCAUCGUAUUUCUGACGCAGAUUUACAACUCUUAGCAGAAUUAGAUCCAACUUGGGAAGGGCAACACCAUUUGUCACCAUGUAAAAACCCCAAUGAGGAAAAAUUACCAAAGAAGGAGAAAGAAAAAGAAAAUCAAGCUUUAGAGUUAAUACAACAUCAAAAUGGCAAUAUCAAUGGAUUAGAAAACAAAAUAAGAUUGAUGCAAUAUGAUGAUGGAAAUAAUAAUAUACUAGUCAAUAUCCAUCCAGACUUCAAUGAAAACCAACCCCGUAAAGAUAGAACAGUUUCUAAAACUGGGUUAAACUUAAAUGUUCAAGUUGUAAUAUAA
Molecule: messenger RNA, 1482 nt
Organism: Naumovozyma castellii
Lineage: Eukaryota; Fungi; Ascomycota; Saccharomycetes; Saccharomycetales; Saccharomycetaceae
Exons: 1
Coding region: 1-1482 (493 amino acids)
Source: RefSeq, a predicted model, not a curated record